Molecule: messenger RNA, 3425 nt
Organism: Patiria miniata (bat star)
Lineage: Eukaryota; Metazoa; Echinodermata; Asteroidea; Valvatida; Asterinidae
Product: monocarboxylate transporter 12-like
Exons: 4
Coding region: 1-1467 (488 amino acids)
Biological process (GO): transmembrane transport; monocarboxylic acid transport
Molecular function (GO): monocarboxylic acid transmembrane transporter activity
Source: RefSeq, a predicted model, not a curated record
AUGGGGACCUACUAUCGAAUCAGCCCCGGGAUUCUUGCAACUAUUGCCGGAUUUUUGCAGUUCUUUGUGACGACGAUCAUCGUGAAAUCUCUGGGCAUUCUUUUGGUGUCGAUGGGCGGGGAACUACGGACUGACACGUGGGAGCUAGGCUCAAUCUUUGCACUGAUCGAGUGCGUCAGCGAUGUGUUGGCACCAAUUGCAGGUCCAAUUGGUACGUUCAUCGGGCAUCGGCCGGCCGUCAUGUUGGGCGGUGCGCUAGUCAGCGUGGGUCUGGUAGCCGCGUCGCAAUCAACCAACGUCCUACACAUCGCGCUCUUGCUGAACCUACCUUUAGCAUCGUGCUUUGACGAAAUAUUCCAACUUACGAUAAAACAUCAUGUAACAUGGUUGAAGUAUCUUGAUUUGAUUUUCAAUUUUUUCCCCAUCGAAACUGUAAAAUAUCCCAGUGAUAUUUUGGACCUGUUUAUCGGGUAUUUGUUAUCUUUCCCAACAGCCACCGGCUACUGUCUCACUAACGUGCUUACGCGAACCGCACUUGGUGAAUAUUACGACCGUCGGAGUUUUGCACUGGCGUCUGGUAUCACCAAAACUGGAGUUUCCGUCAGUCUGGUCUGUGUGCCGCCUCUCGUUCAGGUGUUUAACGACACUUACGGAUGGAGGGGCACCAUGCUCCUAGUUGGUGGGAUUUGCGCUCAUCUUGUUGUGUGCGGCGCCCUCCUCAUGCCCUUGACUGCCAAGAAAACAAAUACGGGUACUUCCAAGGGUGAGUACGAACCUCUUCCUGAUAGCGGCUGUUCGAACCUGCCAAGCAGUUUCCCCCCGAGCAAUUGUGGAGUUGCUGAGUCGCUGAGAGAUCUUCUUCUGAGAGCGGGCACCUCUCUUAAUCUUCCCCUUCUGAAGAGCUGCAAGUUUUGGGUUGUCACUAUCAUUUUCGUGUCCACUCGAAUCACCAAGUCAGCGUGGAUCAUCUAUUUCGUCCCCCACGCUGUCGCUAAGGGGUUUUCCCAGAAUGCAGCCGCUGUCAUGGUAACCCUGGCCGGGGUCGGCCAUCUUGUGGGCACUGUCGUCGUCAGUGUGGUCCUGUUCAAGGAGAAGGUAGCGAGUACCAGCGCGAUGCUGGUUUCCUCACUCCUCCUAGCCGUGCCGUUCUUCCUGGAUCCCUGGCUGAACUCGGGGUGGUCGUUGUCGCUCGGCGGCCUGUUCGUUAUGUCAGCUGUAGGAUCGGUGUAUGCACUGUCUGACAUCAUGGUCAAGGAAUACUUCGGUUAUGAGAAGAUGGCGAGUGCUUACGGAUGGAUGGGAUUCUUUUCUGGUAUAUUUCGAGUAUCAUCUGGAUUUAUUCCAGGCUGGAUUUACGACCACAGUGGAAGCUACGACCUAGCUUUCAUCAUCCUGGGAACCAUCCAGAUUACUUCGCUGGUCCCCCUGCUAAUCAAUACACUAACAGUCGGCGAUGCGUUGAAGUGAUUGGAGGCCAGCUGUCACGUGGUGUCGACCAGCGGAUUAGCACAAGUUCGACUCAGGACAGUUGGUCAACUCGUAGUUGAUUCGAGACGAUAAUCACGCAUGCGCACUCAUAAUAGCGUGCGAACGUCUCUGCUCAUACGAUGAUCAAAACUAUUGUUACUUCUUCAGUGGUUCUCUGCUGUACAUUAUGAAGCCCGCGGCUGUUGUUACCAGCGAUGCGACCGACCUCCGUAGGCUUGUCCUAAACAGUUGAAUACCUCAUUAGCAUAAACAGGACUAUUAGCAUAACCAUGAAGGGCCAUUAGCAAAAACAUGAAGGACUCAUUAGCGUAAAUAUUGAUAUUAGCAUAAACAUGAAUGACCAUUAGUAUAAACAUUGCUAUUGGCAAAAACAUUUAGAAUCAUUAGCAUAAUUCAUAUAUAAUAAGGUACAAUGUUCGAUUUGAAAAGAACCAAUUAUAUUUUCUAAUAGAGAAAUUGGCUUCUUUUAAAGUAUUAGCCACAGCACAAAAAUUGAAUAGGUAAGAUUUCAAAAGAAUUCUGACCUACAUGAAAAAAAUAAACCUAAAUGGAAGUCCAAGAAUUAAUAUUACCGAAUCCAAACGACCAAUAAUAACAAAACACGGAAAGAAUCCAUAAAACAAACAACACAUUUAUAAUGCUAUUUGGAAUGCAUAAUUAUCGAAUUAACAAACGCUAUGACUAAAUGUAUACAACGUUUGUUUAAUUUUAUUUUCAAUCGCAAUGCACGUCUUCUUCAUUUUAGUGGAGAUAUACCACACAAGGUAUAAGUUGGGAAAAUACCCUCAAAUGGACGCCAUCAGUUACCUUUAAAAUGUUUUGAUCAUGGUUUAAAUAAUUAAAAGUAUUUAGUUUUUCCAACAUUUGAUGUAACAUUAAGUAUCUGUUCUUAUUUGUAAACAGUAUGCAGUGUGUCCCAGAAAAAAAAAAGCGGGCCUGGACAAAUCAGCGGUCAUAUCUAAAUACAUAUUCAUAUGAGACAAAAUUAUGUUGACUGAAUUGCAAUAAAAACUCUUAAAGCCGUGACUAGACACGUAAGAACUCCACAAAAUCGAAAUUUACACUCGUUGCGGCAAUAGCUUGUGCUGGUAAAUUAGUGGAGAGAGGGAGACCACGAACCUUUACCACAUACACAAACACAUUUCACAUGCAAACCAGAAGAGACUAUGUCUUUAUGUCAUAACACGUUUACAUGUAAAAUAAGUUACUAUAUUGAAUUUGUUCAGUUUGGUGUUUGUUGGUGUUUUUCAUCAAAAGUAACAUGACGAAAACUUAGGAAAUAAUAUUAUUAUCUGUUGAUGUCAAGAAGUUUGUAUAAUUUGUCUGGUUUAUCCAUCCAAAAAUAGAUGCAACAUGAUGUUCUUAUUUCUUCUGGUUCUUUUUCUUUCUAUCACAUUUGCAAGUCACCGUAAGGCCAUACAAUUUUGUUUUAUGGAUGAACAUCAAGUGCAUUAGCAUCAAUGAUUCAUUUGCAUUAUUUGAGUUAUAAGCAUUUGAAAAAGUAUAAGCGUCGCAAUUUGGAACAUAUAAACUUCUUGUAAGGUUAACAUUUGCCAUUUGUUUUACAAUUUUGCCCGGAAAAUGAAUUUGGUUGAAAUUUACGGGGAAAAGGGCUACAUGCAGUGCAACAGAAGAACACAUACCAAUUCGAUCUUUGGACAGAUAUGCUAUUAAAAGAAAUAUUGCGUCGAAAAUUUGGGGGAAAUCAUUCAAAAUAUGAUUAUUUUGCAAUAAUUAGGUGAUUUUUGGCCAAAUCUCGGAAAUUUUGGGGUUUUGAAUAUGGAUUGAUGUUGAAUUUGCGAUAUCUGCGUUGUUAGGAGAUAAGUAAAUUUUUGAUCAAAUGUUGCUUGAAAAGUACAUGUAUACAUUUCUUGCAAUCUUUUUUUAAUGAAUAAGAUGAAAUUGCUUGAAACUUGCAGGGAAGAUGCAUACAGGCC